Messenger RNA from Drosophila erecta, 4039 nucleotides. RefSeq lists its product as uncharacterized. The transcript is spliced from 10 exons. The record is from RefSeq and is a predicted model, not a curated record. NCBI's taxonomy places the organism in Eukaryota, Metazoa, Arthropoda, Insecta, Diptera, Drosophilidae. The coding region runs from base 1344 to 3563 and encodes 739 amino acids.
CAAAGUUGGCCGCAUCUGCUGUGCGACGGCACCUCCAUUCAGUUGGUUAUCCACGCUCGCCGGUCAUCCACGUUUAUCGCGCCACUCUUCUUGUUUUUAUUGGCAAAAGCAAGCGUGAAAAGUGAAAGACACGACGGAUUCUGGAAAUCAAACUAAACUUAUUUCUUGUGAAAACCGAGAGCGAAAGUGACUGCCGGACCAAUAACAAAACCACUCGCUAAUUAGGCUCCACGCCAUGACAAGCUACACCGCAUUGCGCCCAAAAUUAUGAGCCAAUGUUGAUGAUCAGAGCGUGAUUACUGUGCGUGUUAAUUUCCGGGGAACCGCUUUUGCAAGUGAGCAGGAAACCCGUUCAUUGGACACCAAACGGCCGUGAAAAGCGCCGACUAAGGAAAAGCGGCGCAAAAACUACAAGGAAAAUUAACGUCAAGCCAGCAGACAAACUGCACUCGAAGCAAUCCAAAGCUAACUGGAAAAUGGAUAAACAAACAUAGAGGAGCGAGUGUAGCCCAAACAACUUUCAGCCGCGGCAAGAAAUACAGUUAAGGUUUUGUGCGGCGGAAGAAUCUAGGAAGAGCGACGUGUGAAUGCAGGAGAAGAUACCAUUAACCGGCUACAAGAUACAACCGAUAGCGCACUGCAAAAAGACAUCGACGGCCGAGCGAAACGCUGAGAAGAGCAAACAGCGAGAGAGCGACCGGUCUGCCUUAAGCCUGGCCAUGAUCUUGGCCAACUGUUUGGGCCACAACGCGCUCAGUUGUUAACCAGACGCGCACGCAUGCGCACACGAGACGCGCGAACAGUUGAUUUGCAUAUCCACGAGAUACAGUAACUUCCAGAUACGAAACCGUUAGGCCGUAGGUGUGUCGCAGUGAAGUAAUUGCAGGUAGCUAGAUACCCGACUAGAGCAAAUAGAAAACGCGCUAAAUGCGACAGUGAAAUUCCAAACAAAGCUGUCGAAAACAAACACAGAGAAGAAAGUACAUUAAAAUCGAUACAAAAAGAAUUAGCUGCUCAAAAAAUCAGAAAAAGUCCGACAAUCAAUGGAAUAAAAUUAGCGUGCUAAGUGCCGAGUGCCUCAUAAAUUGACUUGUCGAUUGGCUAAUGAUUUCGCCAACAAAGCCGCCUUUUGUGUCCGCUUAAACGAAGAGCUGCCAAACACGUACCCGGUGAAAUCAGCUAAAUAAACAGUUGGGUUGCAGUUAAAUUGCAGGGCCAAGGUGCAAUUGCAAUAGGAAAAGACAUAGUGAUUGCAAUUGCAAUUGCAAUUGCAGGUCGAAGGUGUGAAGCAGCCGUCAGCAGUGCUAACCGGCUGAGUUAAACCAAAAUAAAACGAAACUGAAAUGCCCCAUAAUUGGAGCUCAGGUGAGAGCCAGCAGCAGUGGACAUCCUCCAGUAGAAAUCGCACAUGCCACCCAGUGAGCAUGGCCAGAUCAACGAGUGUCCACUUGAUUUUCCUCCUCCUGAUCUGCUUAAUAAGCUCGGCCGCGAAAGCGGAUGGUCGUCUUGGACGUUAUCUCUCCACCACUCCUUUGAACCACCUUGCCAUGGAAUCGCAGCAAAUCGAGGAGCAGGGAACGGAUUCCCCAGCGGAGCUGGAGCUUACGCCGACGACGGCACUGCCGCCGGAUGAAGACUGGCAGCCCCUGGUGAAUGCCACUAAGUUUCCCACGAGAAAGCCGAUGGACAAAGUGGCUCUCGGUGAUUCUCUGCUCCUCAGACUGGCCCGGCGAUUCGCCAGUGGAAACGAGCUGUGGGACGGCCUGGUCCGCGACUGCUAUUUAAAGCCAGAUGUAUCCUGCUUCCAAAAGAACGUCUUCAGCUACCUGGAUACCGCGCUGGAUGUACAGGAUGUUAAUGUGACUCAAAGGCUCAAGUUCUUCAAGAACCAAGUGAACUACCAAGUGGAAAGGGAGAAGGAGGAGCAGCCGGAGGCACGUGCCGCCAGUGCGGAAACCCCGAUCGAGGAAGUGACCAGCGCUCUAUAUGGCAAGAGUAUCAAGUUUGCCAUGACCCACGAUCUGGAGGUGGAUCUGCCCGAGGUUAUGUUCAAUGGCGCCACCUUUCGCAUAUCGCCGCGGGCCAUCGAAGGCAACGGAAUCAUUGCCAAGCUGGAGCUGAUUCCCAAACAGGUAGUCAAGGCCCGACUGGCCGGGGCGAUAAUCCAGAAGAAGAUACAAAAAUUUCUACGCAGCAAACUGGUGCUGUCAUUCCUCGCAUUGCUGCUGAUCAUUAAAAUCAUCAAGAUCAAGUUGUUCUGGCUGCUGCCAAUCGUCAUCGGAGUUGGUGCCGCCAAGAAGCUGCUGCUGAAGUUCCUGCUCUUCCUGUUCCCAGCGCUCUCCCAUCUCUUCAAGCUCUGCUCGCACUACCAGCAAUCCUAUCACGCACCCGCCAAGUACCACCAUCACCACCACCUCAUCGAUCAUCAUCACACGGUUGUUCCGCCAUGGCACAGUGGUGAGCACCACUCGGUUCCGGAAAUCAUUUAUACCCACCCGCCUAAGGGCCAUCCGUCCGCCUAUCUCCAUGGAGCGCCGGUGCACGAGAGCUACGGACCCGGAUUCGAACACUUCGAGGGCGCCUGGGAGAACAGUGGUCCUGGCCUGGGAUCCGAAUACAUAGGCGAUAUAAAUCGCGUUGCACAAAUAGAGGAGAAUGCCCAUAACUUUAAGCCCCACCCGGCGAAUGACGCCGGGGUCCUGCAUGCUUGGGGCCUUGGCACCACACAACAGGCACAACAUCAGCCGCACCAGCCACAUCAAAGAUGGCCUGUCACCCAGCAGGCGAGGCCACCCACGCAGCUCAAACAGCAGGCGCAGCAGCAGACGCAGCAGCAGCAGCAGCAGCUCAAGCUUCAUCUGCAACAGCAAUUAACUGCUCAGAAAGUACAAGCCUCUAGUCACAGUUUAAACCCAUUUCAAAGUCAGGAGCAACAAAGCUCAAGGCCGGCACACACGCAGCACCAUCCGGUGUACGUUCCGGGACAGGGACACCAUCCGCCGCAAAAUGUGCCCGGACUCACGGCAGCCGCACAAAUUGCCGCGCAGUACGAUCCCGCGCGCAACAAUCAGCAUCCGCAGCAGCAGCAGCAUCAGCCGCCGCAGCAGCCAAAUCAGGAGCCACAACUUUCGCCUGAACUAGCAGCCCAACUUAAGGAGGCUAUUCGCAUCCAGGCCGAGCAGCGCCUCAUCCAGCAGCAGCAGAAGAUCCUGGAGCAUCAGCCCUUCGUGCAGGACGGACAGCCGCUGUAUCCGCUCAACUACGAUCCGUUCUACAGCCCCAUUCUGCUGAAAAUCGACAAAAUCAUCGAGCAGCUCGGAGUGAAGAACGACCUCUGCAAGGAGCGCAUUGUGUGCAGCAUGUACAAGGAUCCUGCCACCUACAGUCCGCACAGCAACUUCAUUUCCGCGGAGCUGAGUCGCGAUACCAGCGAACUGGAGCCCGUAGCGCAUGCGAAUGAGGCAGUGCGUCGCUUCUACCGACUAAUUCAGGCUGCCCGGGAUGGCCAGGAUCAAAAGGACUGCCAGAGCCUGUACCCACAGUGCAACAUGCAGGCCAAGUGAGUUGGAGGUGCCCAAUCUUCGAGAACGAGCAACAUUGAAGUCAACUUUUCCUUGUUAAAAACCGAACUGUAAAUAGGAUAAAACGCCUAAGCUAAGCUUAAAUUAUUUGUUAGACUCUUAUUUAUUUAUUUAUUUAUUUAUUGUAGUAUAAUGGUAAAAAACUAAAUGUCAAUUUGGGCUUUUUAGUCACGUAGCCGCUGCAUUCAAUAUUCAUUCUGAUUUUGUUCAGUUUCACAUACAAAUUAUUCAACCCAAUCGGAUGCGGUCAGUACACUUUUUAAAUUUCCCACACACGCGUGAAUGGCACACGAAUAAUUCACAGAUAAUUUACUAAAAAUUCCAUAUAAUGAAAUCAGAAUGUUUAUUAACAGCCGGCCAGACGAAUGCGGCUGCAAAUUCAAUUAGUCAAUACGCAAAAAUUGUUAUUAGAGGAGGUUUUGUCGACACCGCAUGGAAAAUAAAUUGAAAUUGUGUUA